This is a messenger RNA of Scaptodrosophila lebanonensis, 4980 nucleotides long. Its product is annotated as interaptin-like. Lineage: Eukaryota; Metazoa; Arthropoda; Insecta; Diptera; Drosophilidae. The transcript is spliced from 14 exons. The coding region runs from base 1 to 4980 and encodes 1659 amino acids. The record is from RefSeq and is a predicted model, not a curated record.
AUGGGUCCAUAUGAGAUAAAUUUAAAACAGAAAGUCUAUGCAGAGUUCCUCUUAUAUAACACCUAUAGACUGGAGUUUGAAAAUCAAAUAACAAAGAAAUUGAAGGUAGUAGGGGACGCCCUUGUCAAAAAUGAAAUGUCAGAGAAUUGCAAGCAACAUUUUCUUAAUGUGCGAGAGACGCUCACUAAGUUUGUAACUGAGACAAAUGCGAAGAAAAGGGAAUUGUUGCGUUUCAUUAAGUUGGACUGUCCCCCUGAGCCAUGUCCGACAGACGGUGAAGGAGAUUCCAUUACUCCCCCAAAACCAGAAGAAACGUUGGCGCCUGACAACUCAUCUACCGAGUGCUCUGAGGAUAUUUUCCCGAAACUGCUCAAAGAGAUUGUCGACAAAUACGCUAAAAGGCCCGAAAAUUCGGCAAACAAUGGUGAAUUUGAGGACAUGAUGAAAGAUGUUAAGUCCGCAUUAGAUCAGGGUAAUCCAACCGUCCAGUCCGAAGCCUACAAAAACUUUACCGUUUAUGAUAACCUACGAAAACAACUGGACGAACAGCUAAAGAAGAAACGGGGCAAGAUUUUGAACAAGUCAGAAAUGGACAAAGAAUCGGAAGAGUGCCGUCAGUAUUACAAGGACUUGCUACCCAUUUACGACAAGGUUAUGAAAGAGAGCAAUAAUAUAAAAUUUAAUAAAUUAUGGGAAAGUGACUUAGAGUGUCCGCAUGCAGGUUCGUGUAAAGCCCCAGAGACAGGUGAUCAGCCGCCCACUAGCCAGAAUCCAGAAAGUGCCUGCGAUGAUCUCAUUACAACGAAGUUAAAGAAACUAAAGGAACAGUACAAAAACAGACCGAAUCAUACGGCUAACAAUCCGGAAUUUGAGCAAAUGAUGAAAGCCGUAGACGAAGCUAUACCAUUGAGUCCAAAAAGUGUAGACCAAAAAACGGAUGCCCUUGUCAACUUUACGUUAUACGAUAAAAAACGCAAAGAUCUAGAAAAUGAAAUAGGUCUCCAAUUGGGUAAAAUAAAGGAUAAACUUGCCACGGAUAUAUCUCCAAAUUGCAAAUCUCGCUAUAAUGACAUGGUGAAGGAACUGGAAGCUGCAUUCACGAAGACUAAUGAAGAGAAAUCGCGUAUAUUAAAUGGACUUCAGUUAGAUUGUACAUCACCGACACCUGACGAUGACCUCAUAACAAAGAAAUUAAAGAACCUUAAGGAACAGUACAAAGACAGACCGAGUCAUACGGCUAACAAUCCCGAAUUUGAGGAAAUUAUGAAAGCAGUCGAUGAAGCAAUACCUUUGAGUAGAGAAAAUUUAGACCAAAAAACGGAUGCCCUUGUCAACUUUACGUUAUACGAUAAAAAACGCAAAGAUCUAGAAAAUGAAAUAGGCCUCCAAUUAGGUAAAAUAAAAGAUAAACUUGCCACAGAUGUAUCUCCAGAUUGCCAGAGUCCCUUAAAGGACAUGGUGAAGGAACUUGAAGCUGCCUUCAUAAAGACUAAUGAAGAGAAAUCGCGCAUAUUAAAGGGACUUCAAUUGGAUUGCUUAGAAGCCACUACACAGAAACCUGACAAUGAACUCAUAACAAAUAAGUUAAAGCAACUUAAGGAGCAGUACAAGAACAGACCGAAUCAUACGGCUAACAAUCCCCAAUUUGAGGAAAUGAUGAAAGCUGUCGACGAAGCUAUACCAAUGAGUCCAGAAAAGUUGGACCACAAAAAGAAAGUCUAUGACAAAUUUACAGAUUAUGACAAAAAGCGCACAGAACUAGAAAAUGAAAUAGGCCUCCAAUUGGGUAAAAUAAAAGAUAAACUUGCCACGGAUGUAUCUCCGGAUUGCCAGAGUCCCUUAAAGGACAUGGUGAAGGAACUUGAAGCUGCCUUCAUAAAGACUAAUGAAGAGAAAUCACGGAUAUUAAAGGGACUUCAAUUGGAUUGCUUAGAAGCCACUACACAGAAACCUGACAAUGAACUCAUAACAAAUAAGUUAAAGCAACUUAAGGAGCAGUACAAGAACAGACCGAAUCAUACGGCUAACAAUCCCCAAUUUGAGGAAAUGAUGAAAGCCGUCGACGAAGCUAUACCAAUGAGUCCAGAAAAGUUGGACCAAAAAAAGAAAGUCUAUGACAAGUUUACAGAUUAUGACAAAAAGCGCACAGAACUAGAAAAUGAAAUAGGCCUCCAAUUGGGUAAAAUAAAGGAUAAACUUGCCACGGAUGUAUCUCCAAAGUGCCAGAGUCCCUUAAAGGACAUGGUGAAGCAGCUUGAAGCUGCCUUUAUAAAGACUAAUGAAGAGAAAUCGCGCAUAUUAAAGGGACUUCAAUUGGAUUGCUUAGAAGCCACUACACAGAAACCUGACAAUGAACUCAUAACAAAGAAGUUAAAGCAACUUAAGGAGCAGUACAAGAACAGACCGAGUCAUACUGCUAAAAAUCCUGAAUUCGAGGGAAUGAUGAAAGCCGUCGACGAAGCUAUACCAAUGAGUGCAGAAAAGUUAGAACACAAAAAGAAAGUCUAUGACCAAUUUACAGAUUAUGACAAAAAGCGCAUAGAACUAGAAAAUGAAAUAGGCCUCCAAUUGGGUAAAAUAAAGGAUAAACUUGCCACCAAUGUCUCUCCAGGAUGCCAGUCUCGCUUUAAUGACAUGUUGAAAGAACUUCAAGCUGCCUUUACAAAAACAAAUGAUGAGAAAUCAAGUAUAUUAAAAGGACUUCAAUUGGAUUGUGCAGAGAAUGCUGAUAAUGAUCUCAUAACAAAGAUGUUAAAGCAACUUAAGGAGCAGUACAAGAACAGACCGAGUCAUACAGCUAAGAAUCCUGAAUUCGAGGGAAUGAUGAAAGCCGUCGACGAAGCUAUACAAAUGAGCGCAGAAAAGUUAGAACACAAAAGGAAAGUCUAUGACCAAUUUACAGAUUAUGACAAAAAGCGCAUAGAACUAGAAAAUGAAAUAGGCCUCCAAUUGGGUAAAAUAAAGGAUAAACUUGCCACCAAUGUCUCUCCAGGAUGCCAGUCUCGCUUUAAUGACAUGUUGAAAGAACUUCAAGCUGCCUUUACAAAAACAAAUGAUGAGAAAUCAAGUAUAUUAAAAGGACUUCAAUUGGAUUGUGUAGAGAAUGCUGAUAAUGAUCUCAUAACAAAGAUGUUAAAGCAACUUAAGGAGCAGUACAAGAACAGACCGAGUCAUACUGCUAAAAAUCAUGAAUUCGAGGGAAUGAUGAAAACGGUCGACGAAGCUAUACCAAUGAGUGCAGAAAAGUUAGAACACAAAAGGAAAGUCUAUGACCAAUUUACAGAUUAUGACAAAAAGCGCAUAGAACUAGAAAAUGAAAUAGGCCUCCAAUUGGGUAAAAUAAAGGAUAAACUUGCCACCAAUGUCUCUCCAGGAUGCCAGUCUCGCUUUAAUGACAUGUUGAAAGAACUUCAAGCUGCCUUUACAAAAACAAAUGAUGAGAAAUCAAGUAUAUUAAAAGGACUUCAAUUGGAUUGUGCAGAGAAUGCUGAUAAUGAUCUCAUAACAAAGAUGUUAAAGCAACUUAAGGAGCAGUACAAGAACAGACCGAGUCAUACUGCUAAAAAUCAUGAAUUCGAGGGAAUGAUGAAAACGGUCGACGAAGCUAUACCAAUGAGUGCAGAAAAGUUAGAACACAAAAGGAAAGUCUAUGACCAAUUUACAGAUUAUGACAAAAAGCGCAUAGAACUAGAAAAUGAAAUAGGCCUCCAAUUGGGUAAAAUAAAGGAUAAACUUGCCACCAAUGUCUCUCCAGGAUGCCAGUCUCGCUUUAAUGACAUGUUGAAAGAACUUCAAGCUGCCUUUACAAAAACAAAUGAUGAGAAAUCAAGUAUAUUAAAAGGACUUCAAUUGGAUUGUGCAGAGAAUGCUGAUAAUGAUCUCAUAACAAAGAUGUUAAAGCAACUUAAGGAGCAGUACAAGAACAGACCGAGUCAUACUGCUAAAAAUCAUGAAUUCGAGGGAAUGAUGAAAACGGUCGACGAAGCUAUACCAAUGAGUGCAGAAAAGUUAGAACACAAAAGGAAAGUCUAUGACCAAUUUACAGAUUAUGACAAAAAGCGCAUAGAACUAGAAAAUGAAAUAGGCCUCCAAUUGGGUAAAAUAAAGGAUAAACUUGCCACCAAUGUCUCUCCAGGAUGCCAGUCUCGCUUUAAUGACAUGUUGAAAGAACUUCAAGCUGCCUUUACAAAAACAAAUGAUGAGAAAUCAAGUAUAUUAAAAGGACUUCAAUGGGAUUGUGCAGAGAAUGCUGAUGAUGAUCUCAUAACAAAGAAGUUAAAGCAACUUAGGGAGCAAUACAAGAACAGACCGAGUCAUACUGCUAAAAAUUCUGAAUUCGAGGAAAUGAUGAAAGUCGUCGACGAAGCUAUACCAAUGAGUGCAGAAAAGUUAGAACACAAAAAGAAAGUCUAUGACCAAUUUACAGAUUAUGACAAAACGCGCAUAGAACUGGAAAAUGAAAUAGGUCUCCAAUUGCGUAAAAUAAAGGAUAAGCUUGCCACCAAAGUUUCUCCAGGAUGCCAGUCCCACUUUAAUGACAUGGUGAAAGAACUUCAAGCUGCCUUCAUAAAGACUAAUGAUGAGAAAUCGCGUAUGUUAAAGGGACUUCAAUAUGAUUGUUCCGAAACCUCUACACAGAGUGCCGCCAAUGCUGCCGAUGAGCUCAUAACAAAAAGAUUAAAGGAACUACAGGUUAAUUAUAAAAACAGACCGGGUCAUACUGCUAAUAAUCUAGAAUUCGAUGCAUUGAUGAAAAUCGUCGAUGAAGCAAUACCACUGGGCUCAGAAUUCAUGGACCUAAAAACUGAGAUAUACGCCAACUUCACGGGCUAUGACAAAAAACGUAUCGAACUAGAAGGUGCAAUACAAUUACAAUUGACUAAACUAAAAGGCAAACUUGCCACCAAUGUCUCUGCGCACUGCAAGUCUCACUAUGAGGCAAUGAUAAAGACACUUCAAAAGCAACAACAGAAAUGGUAA